Messenger RNA from Bufo bufo (common toad), 904 nucleotides. Its product is annotated as heme-binding protein 2-like. The record is from RefSeq and is a predicted model, not a curated record. Lineage: Eukaryota; Metazoa; Chordata; Amphibia; Anura; Bufonidae. The transcript has 4 exons. The coding region runs from base 1 to 813 and encodes 270 amino acids. Gene Ontology annotation, cellular component: cytoplasm.
AUGGAAUUGGAACCUUUGCUACGCAUUUACUCCACUGCCUCUAAUUCCCAAAAUAAUCCAGAAGCUCAGCCAAGAAGAUACAACUCUGAUCCUAACAGCCCCUUUCUGGCCGAAGAGAAGUUGGUUCCCUUCUCUGAAAAACCUCUCUGUAGAAAGCCCGUGGCCUCUUCCACCCAGGAAGGAUCUCCUUCAUCGGGAACCAAUCCUACACCACAACCCGAACUUCCUACAAUUGGCAGCCUGGAUCCUGAGGUCCAGAUGCUAAAAUCUCAGGGUCUCUCCGAUCGAGUAAUAUCCACUCUGAAGGACUUUGAACUUCGUCAGUAUGAAGAAACUCUUUGGGUAACAACUUCCCUAAAACAGGACAUUUUUGGCAUCGGGAUGGUGAUUAGUUUCAACCGCCUGUUUAUGUAUAUCAAUGGGAACAAUGCUUACGGGCUGAAGAUGAGUAUGACUGUACCUGUGAUGGUACACGUGCCAUUAAAACCACCCACUGAGAACACUACAAUGUCCUUCUUUGUGAAGUAUCCUGCAAAACCUACAGACCCUGAGGUUUACCUGGAGCCACGUCCGGCAGCUUCUGUAUAUGUCAAGACUUUUGGAGGAUAUGCCCUAAACACUAUGUAUGCUGAGCAAGCUAAAGCCCUAGCAGAGAAGCUGGAGCUCCUUGCUCUGCCGUUUGAUGAUACAUACUUCAUACAUGGUGGCUACGAUGCUCCUUCUCAAAUUUUCAACCGUCAUAAUGAAGUGUGGUACAUGGCAAAGUCCUCUCACCCGAGGGGAUUUCAUCGUUCCUCUGCUCCUCAGCCCUGAAUGUGAUCUCCAUACCAUCUUAUAAUAUCCUACAAGACAUAUUGAGUACCCUUUAACAAACACUAACUUGCAAAAAAUGUUUGCCUCUGAA